AAAAGUAAUCAAGUAAUUAAUGUAGAAACUCUAAGAGUUGCGUGGAAAAAUGAAGAAUUUUUGGUACCAUGGGACUCUACUUUUGUAUUAAGUGCACUCUCUUUUUCUUCUCAGCUGUGAUAAGCUGUUUUAAGCUAUUUAGGUAUCCUAUAAGUCACAUUUUGGGUUUUCAAAAGGCAUACAAGUUCCCUAGAAGUCAAAGGAAGGUUACUCUUAUGAAUCAUUGUCUUCAUUGCUUGUACUAAGGCUCCUAAACCCUUAUAAACAGUGAAGUUUGUCAGUGGAUGAAACAAUUUAGAUUUUGAAUGAAAAUGAAUUGUAUUUUCUCUCUUCUCGUCUCACUCUCCUCUCUAAUCUCACUCUUCUCUUUCUCUCUUCUUCUCUUUCUGUUCUACAUCAAUUGAUAUUAGAGCUUAUCAAGAAACCUACCCUGCAUCCCAUCAAGUCCCAACUAGCAGCAAAAGCUUUAAUCAACAGUGAGGCUACUCACAGAUCCUUGCAUUGUCCCUAUGGAAUUGGUGGACCACUUAGCUCUUGAAGCCUGGGAGAUAAAAAGAUUCAACCUCAUCAGUUAGAUGUGGCAUCAAUGAAGUCGAGCUUUUUACUCUAUUCUUCAAUGUUCUCUCACUACCAGUGAAUAAUAGUGAAAUUUCUAAUGUUGGAACCAAGAGGUGCUCAUCAACCAAUUAUCAUAUAUAGGCCAAUACUACCUUCUGAUCUUGAAGUCCUUGAGGAGAUCCAUGUAGCUUUAUUUCCUAUAAGGUAUGAAAGAGACUUCUUCCUCAGUGUGGUGCAAGGACAUGGAAUAGUCUCUUGGGCUGCUGUUGAUGUUAGCAGGUCGGAUGGCGGCCGUGAUAAACUAGUUGGAUUCGUCACAACACGUCUUAUGUCAGCAAAAGAAAGCGAGAUUUCAGAUUUGCUUAGGUAUAAUGCCUCAAGGCAAGAUCUAAUGCUAGUCUAUAUCUUGACACUUGGUGUGGUGGAGAAUUAUAGAAACCAUGGGAUCGCUACUUCGCUUGUUUGCGAGGUAAUCAAAUAUGCUUCAAGCAUCACAAAUUGUAGAGCAGUGUAUUUGCAUGUCAUUUCCUACAACUUGCCAGCCAUACAUUUCUAUGAGAAGAUGUCGUUUGCGUGCGUAAGACGGUUGCAGAAGUUUUAUUACAUUAAUGGCCAGCAUUAUGAUUCAUAUCUGUUUGUUUACUAUGUGAAUGGUGGCCAUUCUCUCUGCUCUCCAUUAAACAUUGUGGCAGCAGUGGCAGCUUACUUGAGAGACCUUUUUAAAAUGCUGGCUUCCAAGCUGUGGAGGAAACAAGAGAAGCAUAUUCCCAGAUAUCUCAAGUGUAAAGAAACAAGUAGCCUUCUGGUUGCUCAAAACAGAAGGAUCCUUGGCGCCGAUAAUUCUGCGUGUCAGAGUGUAUAGAUAGCCAUUUGAAUAAACCGAGGAUUUAAAAAGAUUCGCUUGUUUUACAUCACCUAUAAACAAUUAGACACAUACCAUCGAGUUUGUUUUCUGUAUAUUGAAAAGAAGCUUCCUCAUUGAAGUUUUCACAUGCCUUGUGGACCAGAUGCUUGUUCUUUGUCGGAUGGAGAGAUUUAGAAACUUGGUUAA
Musa acuminata subsp. malaccensis (wild Malaysian banana) is the source of this 1609-nucleotide messenger RNA. RefSeq names its product histone acetyltransferase MCC1. Gene Ontology annotation, cellular component: Golgi membrane. Gene Ontology annotation, molecular function: histone acetyltransferase activity; protein-N-terminal amino-acid acetyltransferase activity. NCBI's taxonomy places the organism in Eukaryota, Viridiplantae, Streptophyta, Magnoliopsida, Zingiberales, Musaceae. The record is from RefSeq and is a predicted model, not a curated record. Gene Ontology annotation, biological process: N-terminal peptidyl-methionine acetylation.